AUGUCAGACUACACCACCGAAGUCGCCGCAAUCCUUGCCGCCGCCCGCGCCCGCGCCCACAGCGCCAGCUACGAGCACGAGCCAGACCAGGAGGAUGGAGACGCCUACAACAGCGACAACGACGUCGACCAGACCCGCGGGGCCUCAAUGCCAUAUUACGCAUCAGAAGAAUACGCCCAGGAGGAGGAGGAGCAAGCUGAUGGCGGCGAGGAGGACGCGGGCCGCUAUGCGCAUAACGAGGUGCUUGCGCGCGCGCUGGGUGUGCCUGAUGAUACGACCCCGAUACCGGCACAGGGCCUGUUCUUUACCCAGACUGGCGUCCUGCCGCUUGUUGCUGGUACAGGUACGGGUGUGCCUGCGCAGGGCUUGUUCUUUGUCCAGGCUGGUGAUUCUGCGCCUCCCCCUUUACGGGGCGGGGAUGUGUUGCGGUUUGAGGAUGAUGAGGAGGAGGAGGGGUAUGGUUGCCCUCCGACCCCGGACCUCGAGGAGUAUGAUUCAGGGGGUGAGGAGGGUGCGAGGCCGAGGUGGGGGGGGUGA
This is a messenger RNA of Morchella importuna, 537 nucleotides long. RefSeq lists its product as uncharacterized. The transcript has 2 exons. Lineage: Eukaryota; Fungi; Ascomycota; Pezizomycetes; Pezizales; Morchellaceae. The record is from RefSeq and is a predicted model, not a curated record. Bases 1 to 537 code for a protein of 178 amino acids.